CGUUAUUUCUAUUUGAUACCGGAAGCGUUUUUUUUAUAAACAGGAUUUUCGUAUUUCAAAACAUAUUUUGUGCUCUUUUGUUACUGCAGCAACUAGAAUGUAAAGUAGCCGGUCCGGGUAAAACAAAGAAAACAAAAUCCCAGUCAUAAACACUGUCAGUUUAAAGUUUAAAGUAAAUACAAAAACAAAGUAGAGAAUGGUUACAUUCGCAAGCGACUGAAAAAAAGUGACUUUAUGAUCGUUGGCAGGGUUUUGUUUUGCUGGCAUUAGUUCUUGCUGCUGGGAAUUGAUCAGUUUGUGUUUGCUGGUAUAAUGGAUGACGAUUUUUUGUUAGCCUUAAAGUUACAAGAGCAGUUUGACAACGAAGCAACAUUCCACCUGACGAACAACAUUGACAAUAAUAGUUACGAUGAGACUAAAAAGAGGAAAGUUGAAUCGACGCAGGGUCAAAUUGUGCCUAGCUAUUCUCGGUCAUCCUUCAACCCCGAGAGGCCGAUGUCCAUUGUAGAUGAGUCCUGGGAGAACCUCGACCCCAGCCCCGAUGUCAGGGCGAUGUUCAUGGAGUUCAAUGACACGUUUUUCUGGGGGAAGCUCUGUGGAGUGGAAGUCAAAUGGAGCGCUCGGAUGACAUUGUGUGCAGGGGUGUGCUGCUAUGAAGGCAGAGGAGGUCUGUGCUCAAUCCGCCUCAGUGAACCGCUGCUGAAACUGAGACCAAGGCGGGAUCUGGUUGAGACUCUCUUACAUGAAAUGAUUCACGCAUUGCUUUUCGUCACGCAAAACAACAGAGAUCGGGAUGGACAUGGACCAGAGUUCUGCAAGCAUAUGAAUAGAAUAAAUAGCGCUACUGGGACCAAAAUUUCAAUUUACCACAGCUUCCACGAUGAAGUGGAUCAAUACCGGCAGCACUGGUGGCGCUGCACAGGUUCCUGCCAAACUAGGAAGCCUUUCUUUGGCUACGUGAAGCGAUCUAUGAACAGAGCCCCAUCUGCCAACGACACCUGGUGGGCAGAGCACCAGCGCACAUGUGGGGGCAAGUAUGUAAAAAUCAAAGAACCUGAGAAUUACAAGAAGAAAGGAAAGAAGGGAGAGACUGAUGACAAGAAGCAAGAAACCAAGAUAAAGGAAGCCAUUAACAAGAAGGAAGCUCCUAAAACACUAGACAGUGGCAAGACCUCACAUGGUACUGGCAAAGUUAACGGUGUGGACAUUCAAACAGUAAUCCCAUUCAGUGGAAAAGGGUUUGUCCUCGGAAAGAGUUCUCAGGGGUCUCCCCAGAAAUCCUCCAGCCUGGGUAAACCACCUGAAAACAGCAAUCUGUUUGGCUCGCAGGAGUCUCCAGUGGAUAGCCUGAAGGCAAGCGGGAAUGGCAAGCUAGAAUGGCCUGAACAGCUCCACUCGUCUCAAACAAACAGUACUGCCAGUGCAUUUCCUAACUCUGGGUGUCUCACUGGUAACACAAACCUACCAUCAAGGCAACCUCAGUCCUCAGGGAAAAAAUCAGUUGGUAAUAGUAAGGUAUUUAGAAAUGUUAAAGGAUCCCCUGUAAGAAUUUUGUCACCAAAUGGGCAGUUGAAAAUCCUGAAUGAUUUUGCAGGGGUAGAGCAGAGGACUGUCUAUGAUGUAUUCAAUUUGAAAAGCUUUAAACCACCUGAAAAGCCUGGGGUAAGUGCAAGCACCACAAACUUCCCGAAAGUAGAAAGUCAUUCUGCAGAGGCAAAGCAAAGGUCCAUUGUCGAUGCUCUUUAUUCCCAAAGCUUUAAAUCAGCCGAAACAAGUGGGGCAAGGGGAACUGCUAUGGAACACAGAAAACCUGAGAAUCGGCCUCCAGAUCAGUCCUUGGGGUUAAAACAAAAGAGCAGUUUUGAGGGAUUUAAUUCUAAAUACUUUAAAUCGGCAGAAAAGGCUGUAGCAGACGGAAGCGGUGUGAACCCCAAAAAGAGACUACGUGAAGAGAACCACACUGCCCCAAUUUUGGAGUUUUUCCAGAAGUCCAAAAAAGAAUUGGAAAAGCCAACUACUGCAAACACACACAGUAGUAACACAGUGGCAAACAUUCUCCCUGCAGCUGCCCGUCCUAACCCCAGCCCCGCCAGCUCUCCUAGUAUUACAGUUAGUUGUCCUGUGUGCCAAAUUAGCAUUUUAGAGUCCAAAAUUAAUGCGCAUUUAGAUUCAUGUCUUGUAUAAUGGCAUAUUUUAUACCCAGCAGUUUUAAACCAAUACAGUUGUUUUAUAUUUUAAAACUGGCAGCUAUGCUACAAUAGUGACUCUCCCUGAAUCUACAGAAACGCAAAAUAGUGAAUUUUAACAAAUUUAAAAGAGCAUUCAAGUGGUGUACUUGGCUUUGUCAUGUCUAGAUUGUCUAAUGAUUGUGUUAAGCCAAACAAUAAUUUGCUCGAGUUGCUUCCAAACACGUCUGAUUGCUUAGUCAGCCAGCCUUUGUUAUGUUGUUACUUGCUUUUGGACAGUUUAAUUUUUUUUUUUUCUCUUGAACUCAGGUUUUGUCAGUGGGCCCCUUCACAGCUCAAGCUGUCUGCUCAGAGGCGUGUAAAGCAAACUGCUCAUGCAUUUCAGGAAGAGUGCCAAUUCUUGUUCUUUGACUGUCAAUCAUUUUAUUUCACACAAUGGUGCUGCCUACCCAAAAGCCUUAAAAUAUUACAUCAUGCUAGAAUCAGGGUUACUCUUUGCAGUGGUUUUAUGUUUUUAUGUACCAGUUUAUGGGGGAAGAUGUGUGUAUCAUCUGUGUAUAUGAACACCCAAAAUGUAGUUUUAUUAAUGGACAAUUAAUGGAAAGCUUGAAGCCAUACUCAAUUUGGUAUCAUUGUUAAUUUGAAAGUAAAACUUUUGCAACAAGCUAGCAAAGGAACCUUGUCUUCCAAAAAGCUUGUCUUACAAAAAACAUACAUUCUGUUGAUGUAACAGUACUUCAGAUCUAUCCAUUAGAUUGCUUUAAAAUAGGCUAGUUAUUUACAGCUUUCCAGUUGUAAUCUGGGUUGUUAUCCUUUGUUUUGAAUAGUUUCAUCAAUGACUUUGCUUUGAACUUGAAUUCCUUUUAUAAUAUUAAAGCUUUCUUAACGUAUGAAAAUAUUUGCUGUGAAAUAAAGAUGUUUAUCUAGUAAUUCAGGGUACAACUGAAUGGUGAAUAGUUUCAGUACAACUGAAACUGAAUAGUACAAAUACACCUAAACUAAGAACACUGUAUUUGUUUGGGCAGGCCUACAACAUAUUAGAAAUUCUCAUUUGAUUUUAGUAUGAACCCGCCUUGGACAUUCUUUCACGGUUAAAUGAAGACUUUUAAGAUAGAAAAGGUAGAUAAUAAUUAUUUUAAGGUUUUAGUGUUUUGUACUAUUGUUUUUGUGUGUGUGUGAAAUUGCAGUUCUAAAAAGUUUUAUAUUUGAAA
Molecule: messenger RNA, 3397 nt
Organism: Polyodon spathula (Mississippi paddlefish)
Lineage: Eukaryota; Metazoa; Chordata; Actinopteri; Acipenseriformes; Polyodontidae
Gene: sprtn
Product: SprT-like N-terminal domain
Exons: 5
Coding region: 313-2184 (623 amino acids)
Biological process (GO): DNA repair
Cellular component (GO): nucleus
Molecular function (GO): polyubiquitin modification-dependent protein binding; metalloendopeptidase activity; single-stranded DNA binding
Source: RefSeq, a predicted model, not a curated record